AUGGUAAAAGAAAUUGAGAGAGCUGGUCGGGACUCAGGUGUGGAAAUGGCGAUGAUGAUGAUGCUGCAUGGAAUUGAGAAGCGUAUGAUUACAUGCCAGGUGGAGCGGAGUAGUGAAGGGCAUGGAAGGGAGUUAGCACUUAGCAGAACUUUGGGAGGCCACCAAAACGCCCACAAGCGUGAAAGAGCUGCCGCCCGCAGGACUUCCUUCGCCGCCUCCUCCUUUUCUUCCCGCAACCCUCCCCAAAUAUCGCCCAAUCCGCCUCCCCUCCCCUCCUCCUUGGACCUAAACCCCCCUUCUUCUAACUCGUCUUACGGCUGCUGCCGCCAACUCCACCGACACCCGCUUGAUCAUGCCUCUCCGCCACCAUUCCCUUCCUUCCCCGGGUUCGCCGCUCCUCCUCCGCCCCCUCUUGCUGCACCUGAACUUCAUCACAUUAUUCCUGCCGGCUCAUCCGCGUCGUGGACUACGAUAGUCGAUCUGGAGUGCUCCAACACUACUUCUUGUACUACUACUACUGCUACUAGUAACUUGGACCUUACCCUCCAUUUAUGA
Messenger RNA from Coffea arabica (coffee), 555 nucleotides. NCBI's taxonomy places the organism in Eukaryota, Viridiplantae, Streptophyta, Magnoliopsida, Gentianales, Rubiaceae. The record is from RefSeq and is a predicted model, not a curated record.